UGGGCGCGGCUGGCCUAGGUGGUGGAGGCCUAGCGUUUUCCUGACCUGCGGCUCGGCACGCUGCCCUACGCUUGGCCCGGUCGCCCUGCUGAGGCAGCUUCGUCCGGCCGGUGCGGCGGGAAUCCGUGGAGACCCCUCCCGCAACACACGCAUCCUGAGAGUCUCUGUGGAAGCUGAAACUCAUCACCAUCCUUCAACAUGCAAUGGAAUAUACCACGGACUAUGUCUCGGCUGGCACUCAGGACAUUCUUGGAACCUCAGAAAGCUGGGCUCUUUGAUCACCAUCAAAGCAUAAGAGGACCGCUCCUUUUGCAUAGCAGUGACUGCAGAGUGGUUUGGACACCACACCUCCAAAAGCAGUGGCUACAUGUGCCUGCUGUUCAGUGCCUUGCAAAGCAAAGGAAUCUGUUAGAUGCUCAGCCACCUCAGCUGGGAGUGCUUCACCAGGAACAAUGGGAACAGGAUACUUUAUCCAAGAGGGUUUUCUCUUCCAGUGCCACAUCACAAGAGACUCCAUCGGAAAAAAAGGAAGAGCCUGAUCCUUUACAGGACAAAUCUAUUAGUCUUUAUCAACGAUUUAAGAAAACAUUUAGACAAUAUGGAAAAGUUUUGAUUCCUGUGCAUCUAAUAACUUCUGGUAUUUGGUUUGGAACAUUUUACUAUGCAGCCAUACAAGGAGUGAAUGUUGUCCCUUUCCUAGAGCUCAUUGGGUUACCGGACAGUGUAGUAGACAUCCUGAAAAACUCCCAAAGUGGAAAUGCCCUGACAGCAUAUGCCAUGUUUAAGAUCGCCACACCUGCCCGCUACACUGUGACCUUAGGAGGUACGUCCUUCACUGUGAAGUAUUUGCGAAGUCACGGCUACAUGUCUACCCCACCACCUGUCAAGGAGUAUCUGCAGGACAGAAUGGAGGAGACGAAGGAGCUCAUCACAGAAAAGAUGGAGGAGACAAAGGGCAGACUCACUGAGAGACUACAGGAAACCAAAGAGAAAGUUUCUUUUAAGAAAAAAGUGGAAUAAGGCUGCCUUACUACAGAAAACCCUGCACUUUAACCCUCUAUAUACUCUGGGCAAAGAACAUGUUCCUGAUAUUUUUUUUUCCUUUUUUGGUUACUUGCCUAAAAGUAUUAGUUCUCUGAGGGUUAAAGAACAGAUAGGUUUUUUCUUUCUUUCUUUUUCUUUUAAAUAACAGUAGAGGAGAGAAUCAGUGUUUUUCAAAAAUGAAGAAAUGAACCCAGCAUACAGAUUUUAUAUGAAUUGCAGCAAUAAGCUAAUAAGUAGUUAAUGUCCUAGAAGUCAGAGUUCUUUUUCAAUAUCUUCAGAAUCAAAUAUGCUUCAUGCACUCUGACACCUGCAGUGUGUGUGUACUGGGCAGUCCACUCCUAGAGU
Acomys russatus (golden spiny mouse) is the source of this 1389-nucleotide messenger RNA. It is a transcript of the gene Mims1, whose product is annotated as family with sequence similarity 210 member A. The coding region runs from base 199 to 1020 and encodes 273 amino acids. Lineage: Eukaryota; Metazoa; Chordata; Mammalia; Rodentia; Muridae. The transcript has 4 exons. Gene Ontology annotation, cellular component: mitochondrion. The record is from RefSeq and is a predicted model, not a curated record.